Messenger RNA from Talaromyces rugulosus, 969 nucleotides. RefSeq lists its product as uncharacterized. Gene Ontology annotation, biological process: regulation of DNA-templated transcription. The transcript is spliced from 3 exons. Bases 1 to 969 code for a protein of 322 amino acids. Gene Ontology annotation, molecular function: DNA-binding transcription factor activity, RNA polymerase II-specific; zinc ion binding. The record is from RefSeq and is a predicted model, not a curated record. NCBI's taxonomy places the organism in Eukaryota, Fungi, Ascomycota, Eurotiomycetes, Eurotiales, Trichocomaceae.
AUGACCGCGCGACAAUCAACCCCUUCGUCAGAGCAUUCGGCUCACUCCGACAGCAAUGUCCGCAAAAGGGUCUGCAAGGCCUGCGAUCGUUGUCGCUUGAAAAAAUCCAAGUGUGAUGGCUCCAGCCCCUGUGGCCGCUGUCGUGCCGACAAUGCCAUUUGCGUAUUCGGCGAGAGGAAAAAGACGCAUGACAAGGUGUAUCCCAAGGGAUACGUCGAGAUGCUCGAGCAACAGCAGGUGUGGCUGGUCAACGGGCUGCAAGAACUAUACCGACGCGCUCAGGACAAUGAGGGCUGGACCGGCGAAGCCCUAAAGCUCGAGCCCAACGGCCACCCUCUGACACACGAUCUGCUCACACGCCUGGGCGCUCUCGACCAUACCAAGGGCGAGCACUUUGAAGAAAACCCCGAGACGAUGCAGCAGGACCUAUGGCGACAAAACAACACGGGCUUUAUGCAGCGACAAGAAUCAUCCGAUGGCAGCUCGGACGUUGCCCAUUCGCCUAUCAAUAAUGAAACCAACAACAAAAACAAUAAUAAUAGGGGCUCGCGCUUUGCAGAUGCCUUUUCGCGACAUCAACUGCCCCCGACUCCGCCUAGUUAUAGCCCAUCGUCGCGCACGCAGCAAUUGUCUAUCAAGGCCGAAGCACAGACUCCUAUUAUGCCAACACUCGCUCACAACAACCAGGGGUUCGCCAUGCCCCAACACGGCGGCGUCAACCCCAUGGCAUUGCAGCAACAGGGAGGACAACAGGGCUGGACAGGAGGCAACGAGCUCAACUCCUUUGACGACAUUGACAUGCUCGGCAACCAGUACACGUUAUUCGACGACCAAAUACAGGCCACUGGUGCAUCGCCCAUGUACGGCCGCCAAAUGUCGAUAAACUGUCUACCGCCGAGUAUGCUGUUUGAUCCGAAUGACGAUUUCAAUCAGUAUUUCAACCCGAAUACGGAAAUUCCGUCUUUAUAG